Oryza sativa Japonica Group (Japanese rice) is the source of this 5158-nucleotide messenger RNA. Lineage: Eukaryota; Viridiplantae; Streptophyta; Magnoliopsida; Poales; Poaceae. The record is from RefSeq and is a predicted model, not a curated record.
UACUCAAUUUGUCAAGUUAUAGUACAUAGUACUUUUGAGAAACAAUACAUGUAUUUUCAUAGAUUUCAGUCCAUUGUGGAGUCGUUCCUUCUAAGGAUAUGAAGGUAGAAUGUUUCAAGGUUUAUUCACGGUCUAUUGCCUGUUUAAUGUGCUUGUAUGCUAAUAUUGUGAAUGCCGUUUUUUAACCCUAUUUGAAUUUUCUUAGUACAUACAAUCCUUUCUUUUAUGGCUCUAAAUUUUCGAAGUACAUACAAUGUUUUUUUACCUUUUUUAAAUCUGAAUUUUGAAAUGCCAUUUUAUCAAGAACAGAUAUGUUAUUCUGACCUCACAUUUUUUUUGUUUUUAGCGCCUUAUUUUCUAUCAAGAAAUUGCCCAAGUGAAGAUUGUGAGACCUGAUUUUCUUAGUAUGUGAUUUGGAGAGAAAGACUUGAAAUUCACUUUAUUGCAUGAAAAUUUUAUAGGAAAUGUCUAAACUUGGUCUUAAUCAAUACCUCAUUGAUGGUGGUGAGCAGCGAACAUCUGCCACCACCCACCACCACUUAACCAUUAGGACCUGACACCCAAGAAGAAAAGGUUGUAUCCUACAACAACAACAACAACAAAACUGGGCUUGCCUUUUUUACUUGUUAGAUGAGAUGUUCAUUAUCGUAGAAGCUUGUUAUUGGAUCUAAAAAAGAAUCAUUGGUAUUUUUUUUGUUUAUGUUGGCUAAAUUUAAAUGGCUGAAUCAUUAUUAUUAGAAGAAAGAUAUACAAUAAUUUUGAACUCUGAUUUUAUAAGAAUUAUCUGUAUGCAUAUUUUUUUACUUGUCUCCUUGGCUAUUAUGAAAAUAGAUUUAAUAUUAGAAUUACCCUAAAAUUAAGUACUACAUAGGCACAGAACUCUCGGUGGCACACAUUGGACUAAAUGAGAGUUAUGUGCUGUUUUGCCUUUUACCAGUGCUAAGUGCUAUCAGGCUGCCUGUGAUUCUUUGUUAUGUGCUGUGAUUCUUUAUACUAUGUAUGCAUAUAUGCACUUGUUCUCCUGGUGAUGCUAACCGAAUAGGACUAAGUAUAAUUCAAACCAAGUCCUAUUCGGCCCAAACGGAAACGGACGGGAGUUUUUACAAUUUUUGUGGAAUCGGACAGAUUCGUUUUUUUCGCCCAAAUUUUUUUUACCGCGUCGAUCGAAUCGGAUUUGAUUUGUUUUUUUACCGGGUCGCAUUUUUUUAAUCGCGUCACAUAUAAUUCCUUUUUUUUUUCAAUGGGACAGAUUCGUUUUUUUUCACCUUUUUUUUACCGCGUCAACGGAGUUGGUUUCGUUUUUCUUUCUCGCGAUUUUUUCCAGCUUUUUUUUUGGAUCGGACAGAUUCAUUUUUUUUCUCCCGUUUUUUUUUUCUACCCGAUAUUUUUUUCGCCUAGUGUUUUUGUCCUUUAACUUAUAAGUACUACAUAUGAGGAACCACAUGUUAUUUGAUAUGGGAAUUGGUGGCAGAUUUACUGCUCCGUUAUUUUCUUCUUUUAAAGUGGUUGUAUAUUUUAAAGUUAUAAUCGCUACAAAUGGUGUGCUCUCUAUUCUAUUAGGAUUUAGUCUAAUUUUUUUUACCUUUGAAUCUUUGUAUCUAUAUAUUAGUCACCCUGUUACUUGGUUAAACACUUUACAUAAUACAACAAAUGUGAUUUGGGCUUUCUUGUGGAACAAUCAUGUUGUUUUAGUCUGUAUAGAAAACAUAUUCAAAUUAUGUUGUUAGAUUAAAGGGUUUUUUUUUUCCAUUCUCUCACCUUCUCCCUCUCUUCUCUCCCUCCCACCCUCCAAAUCCUAUUCAGAUCUUCCUGGGAACUCCACCUCUCUCUCCCUCUCUCCCUCUCCCCCUCUCCUCUCCCUCACGCCCUCCAAAUCUCUUCCUGGGAACUCCACCUCUCUCUCCCUCUCCCACUCUUCCCCCUCUUCUCUCCCUCUUUUCUCUCUUCUCUCCCUCUUACACCGUCCAAAUCCGAACAGCAGCAGGAGGAGGAGGUGCUGCAGUGAGUGGCUGGAGGAGAUGCUGCAGUGAGCGGCUGGAGGAGAUGCUGCAGUGAGGAGGAGGAGGAGAUGCUGCAGUGAGGAGGAUGAGGCGGCUGCAGUGAAAGAAAAUACACCAGGGGACAGAUCCAAUCACUUGAAGUGAAAGAGAAUACACCAGGGGAUAGAUCCAAGCACUUGAAAUUGGUGUAAAAUGUUGAAAAAAGAUCCAAAUAAAGAGACAAUUCUGUCAGUUUCAGUUGCUGGUGCCCAAAAUGGCAGGGAAGCUCAAUGGACUGUUGAUAGGACUGUGUACACUUAUGCUAACUUCUAUGAUGAUUUUAAAGCCAAGGUUUUUGACUUUGGUGAUAGGCUCAAGAUUUCGUUUAUAGAAUUAGUUCAGCGUCAAGAAAAUGAUCUAUUGCUUGGAUCUUUUGAGAAAGAGUUAAGAUUAAAAGUACUUCUAGCGGAUGAACAUGAUGAGGAGCUCCAAAGUGAGAGGUUUGUCAAGAUGCAGGGGAAGCAUCAACCUGUUGGUUUAAAAAAUGAGAAAAAUAACUGUUUUGGUAAUGUAGUGCUCCAAUGUUUGGCAAUCACGGAACCAUUUGUUUCAAGACUCUUUGGACAACAAUUUGGAGAAGAAUGCCUAGGAAACUGUCACGCUUGCGACCUGCGCCGUGAUCUGAAGAGGAUAAGAAAAACUGGUGCACCAGCCUUCUUUCCCACUAUCUUUAAGCAUAUUCGAUCAUUAGGUGGUGAUUUUGAGGAUGGCUUGGGACGUCAUCGUGACUCUUCUGAGUUCUUAUUGUUAUUACUACAAAAGUUAUUUGAUGGUACACAUGGAUGUUUAACAGAUAUGUUUGGUGGAAAAUUCCGUCGCAGUAAAGUUUGUUCCAAAUGUGGAAUGCUUUCUAAUUCUGAAGAAGAUUUUACUUUGCUAAUGUUUAAUAUACCUCAUCGUGAACAAGUUGUUGCUGCAACAUUAGAAGAUUGUCUUGAUCACAUUGUGGAAGAAAACGUACAUGAUUCAUUAUCCCGUUGUGAAAGCUGUAUGAAUGACCAGAAGUCAACCAGUAAGUGUACAUUUCAUGAAACUAGAGAUGUUGUUAUUGUGUUGCAAAGAUUUGAACCACUUACACUUGGGGGUUAUCGAAAGAUUGGAGAACUAAUUAACUUUCCUACGGAGCUGGACAUUUCACCAUAUAUGAGUGGUGUUGUAACUGACAAGCAUAUAUAUGAACUGUUUGGAAUUAUAGUUCAUGAAGGCGGUGUUAUAGGGGGUCACUAUAGAAGUUACGUGAAAACAAACUGUUGGUAUGAAGUCAGUGAUAGAGAUGUGAAAAGAGUAAAUGAAAAUUUUGUCCUAGGGGCACAAGCAUAUAUCCUGUUCUACAACAGGAAAGAAGAGGCCAAAUCAUUCGAUGAGGUUUUAGCUUUUGCUGCUACAGCUAUGUCUUCAUCUGAUGCCGUGCCUACAUCAACUUCAAAAGAUUACACUGAAAGAACAUUAUCACCUGAAGUAUCGUCUGCUGCUCUGUCAUGUUGGAUUGAUGCUGCACGGGUCCUUGAGCCCAAGAGUUACUCAGACCAGGAUAUCCUAGAAAAAUAUAUCAUUUGUAUGGACCGUGACAGUUCAGAUGUAUCUGAGAGGAUAAGGAAUGCCAUGCGGAAUUGUAAUGAGUCCAGACAGGAGUAUCAUUUUAAUCUCCCUACAACGGAUGGACCUUUUUAUGAUGACAACUUGGGGCAGUACUGUCUUCUUCGGGGAGCUAGAUUUCGAACCAUUAGUACAAGCAGUAAUGUAGAAGCGAAGAGAGAUAGGGCUGUUAGAAUGCACUUCCUUCUUUCUGAAAUCUUAAAACUCCUACAGCUGAAAAAAGUGAUUGACGUUGGAGCUAUUGGCUAUCUGGAGAAAUUUAAGUUUGGGAAUUAUUCCAGGAGUGCUCUUUUACGGCGAAUUAAUGAUGCAUGUAUGCUCUUGGGGACUAACAGAUUAUCCCUUAAUAUCUCAGUUAUGUCAAGAGGAUCUAUCAUUGGGCCAGUGCUGUUCAAAGUUGGAGAAGAUGUGAUGAUUGAUGCAAGCUUAAGGGCUGUACAGAUUCCACACGACAUUCACUUGGUGGACCAUAUUAAGUUGAAAAAACCAGUCAGCUUUGUUCUUGUUGUUGAAAAACUAUCAAUAUUUAACAUGCUUGUCAAUCUUAACUUUCAUGUCACACACAAUUGCAUAAUCAUCACUGGAUGUGGAAAACCUGAUAUGGCAACAAGAGGUGCAGUUUUUAAACUUAAUUAUUGCUUGCCAGUCAAAGUUUAUAUCCUUGCUGAUCUUGACUUGGAUGGGCUCCAGAUAUACUUAUAAACUUGGCAGCAAAGUAAGGGCUUUUGAGAACUUUGUGUUGCAUCUAGAGAUCUUAUAUGGCUGGGUGCUAGACCAGAAGAUUCUCUACUUUUACAAGAACCCAAUGAAUUUACCAGAGUGCAGCAGAAAUCUCUUACUGAUCUUCGUGAUUCUCUUCCCAAUAUUUCGGACAGAGAUCGUCUAAACACUGUGUUGGACUGGAACUUUACAUUGAAUCUGCAUGACAUUCUUGAUUAUGAGAAUAUUGUAGAGUAUUUGACUAAUCGAAUGGCAGAGUUUGAAGAUCCUUGAUGGAGAAAGAUCUGACCUCAGCUGUUUGCCCAUAAGUGAAGCUGAAGAUGGGUUGCCAAACGUGUGUCGCCAUUUAUGCCACUUGUAUAUUUUGCACGAUUGCAUCUUGUUUACUGCAAUAGGCGAUACUGUGCCAGUGUGCCACCAUCUGGAUGAUAUCCCCUACUGACUGUAGUUCUCAUUCUGGGUAAUUCUAAUUCUGGUUUUUAAGAGUAUGCUGUAACGUAGGAGCAAUACCUCUUUGCUGAUAAGAGUUUAACAGAUCAGGCAAUUUCUGAUUAACUUAAAGACUACGUGUUUUGAUUAACCGUCGCUUAAAAAGUGUGUUAGUAUGACAUUUACUUUUGUUUGUCUUUGAACUGUGCUGAAUCCUGGGAAGUCCGAUGGGUGCCACAGCUGUGAUAUGGUCAAAGAUGAGAUCUCCGGGCGGUGGUUUCCCGGAUUGUAGAUUUGUAGCACAGGGAGUAUUGCUGAUUGUAAUGCAAACUUUUGGUCAUAUUUACGUACUUUGCUUGGUGAGAUUGACAUUA